GCCACACAGAAGAAGCGAGAAACCACUCUGCACGCACGCCCACACACAGAGAGAGCAAGAAACAAAGAAAGAGGAAGAGAAAGAAAGAGGGAGAGGGAUCGACAUCCGUGUGAUUCACCGUUCAUCAUGAGGCCGAUCAGAGAAGGCGAGGCGCUGGUGGGGGUCGCCGGGGCUCCGGCGGCGCUCGGCCACGGCGCGCACCCGGCGUUCUGGAUGACGCCGACGCCGUACAUCUUCAUCGGCUUCACGCUCAUGAUGGGGAUCAUCGCCGUGGCGCUGCUCGUGCUCGUCUGCACGCGCCGCGAGCCGUCCGGGUCGUCGCGCCGGGGGAGCGCCGCCGAGGAGGCGUCGGCGCGCGGGAUGGCGCCGCUCGACAGGGAGCCCAAGGUCGUCGUCAGCAUGCCCGGCGACGACUUGCCGUCCUUCCUCGCCAGCGCCAGGCCGUUCGCGUUCCCUGACGUCGUCGAGCCGCCACGCCAGGCGGACGCGGCCUAAGCGCGCGCGCCGCGCGCACCCGUGCGCCCUGCGGGACGCGGGACCAGUUUUGUUCAUCAAUCAGAUUUCUAGGAUUUACCCUAAGUAAUUUUGUCAGUACUAGUAGUAGUAUCUUGUCGAGGAAAUAGCCGGCGGGCACGACGUGAGCUGAGAUCUGUGAAAGAGAAUGGAGUUUCGGCUUUUGCAUUGCUUGCUUUUGCCUGCUCUCCCAUUCGAUUUUCCACUCGCAUAUUAACUACUCCCCAGUCGUCGUCAUGCUGAGACUCUGUCGACUCUCGUAGUGGUAAAUCUCAACGAUGAGUCACCAAGCAUUAACCACAAACCAUCAACAAUAAUGAGAGAACCACUCUCCAAUACUGAUCCAGAUUGAUCUGCUGGCAUGGCAAAAGUGAUAAGCAUUACGAGUUUGUGCGAAAUA
Molecule: messenger RNA, 913 nt
Organism: Triticum dicoccoides
Lineage: Eukaryota; Viridiplantae; Streptophyta; Magnoliopsida; Poales; Poaceae
Product: protein GLUTAMINE DUMPER 6-like
Exons: 1
Coding region: 127-495 (122 amino acids)
Biological process (GO): regulation of amino acid export
Source: RefSeq, a predicted model, not a curated record